AUGGCUCUUCCUUCAGAAAAAGUUCAUGAACUCAAGCAGAUCAUUCACAGUCAUGUAUCCCAAAUGAACGUGCAUUCUAGGAUCAGGGACUGCGUGGAUGAAUCAUUCCGCGGGGAAGAGGCUGAAAGUGCAGGAAUCGACGAAGCAGGACUAUUGAACGCAUUGAAAGAACGAGGCAUCGUUGAUGAUGUGAUGAAUACGCUUAAGUUCGAAGGUCUUGAAAGAGAUCCUGGACGAUCAAAGGAUAAAAGGAGGGUGAAUGCCUUAGAGGAAGUCCCAGCAAGGGGUAAUAACAUGUUACUUUAGGUAGCUAUGGCCGAGCUUUAGAAUGUAUGUGUAAACGAUGCAAAACGUUUGUAAACAAACAACUGUUUCCGAUUUUUUGAAACGCGACGAUAUACACAAAUUCAUUUGUGUAUAUCUUUUAACGAAUCAGAGUCCCUUUAAAACGUUUUGCACGUGUGUUUCAUAGAAGUUUUGAUGAAAUUUGAGUUACUCUUAUCAUUUCGGUUUUAAAAAUGGCUUAACUCUGCUAUUGAAUGUUCCAUAUGAGGAAACAAAUGUGCUAGAUUAGUUAAGUUUAUGAAAUUGCAAACGAAAAUUUUUGUUCUACACCCUUUGAUUAAUAUUGUAGAACUAAAAGCUUAUCAUUCAUGUCCCUAAUUUAAGCAUCUACCCUACCAAUUAUGAUAGUUGUAGUAAGGCACUGCCAAUUCAGUUGCUGGUUUGAAUCCAGGAGCAACAUUUGAUCCUGUAGUUUGAUCAUCCAGGUCAGAGUAGUGUUCCUGAGAAGGAUUGUUGUCAGUUGUGGUGAUUGAUUUUUUUUUAUAACCCUAGCAGUGGUUAUCAACACAGUCAAGUGAUGACUUGUUUGUUAAGUCAGAGCUGUAAAUUUGAUUAAUGUAACAGUCCUGUUGACAGAACAGAGCCACCUAACUUCAAGAUGGAUCAAAACUGGGCAAUCUCCACUGUUUAUAACUACCUGAGUCUUUCAAUAACAUCAUUGCAAAACUGACCAAUUCCAGGCGAGUAAUUGCUUCCUGUUAUCGCUGACUUUUUAUGUACUUUUCAGUUGGUGUGGAUCCUACCAGGCGUUACCUAUACCUGCAAGUACUUGGAGGCAAAGCAUUUUUAGAACAUCUGCAGGAUCCUGAACCACUGCCAGGAAAAGUCACAUCCACAUUUACUUUGUAUGUUCACUUUAAAGGACAAAGAUUUAAGUCCAGACCUGUUCCUUGUGCUUGUGAACCAGACAUAAAUGAAGGUAAAUGAAUAGAGGGGGUAAGUUUUUGAAGAAACAAUGGUGCUGUGUCAGUGGGAGGGUAUAACAGGGUAAUUUAGUGUUAUCAACUGAGUUGAUAACGUAAAUUGGUCACCAAAAAGAGUUUCAAAGCUGACACUUUAGGAUGAAGGGCUAACGCUCGAAAAAUCAGCUUUGAAACUCUUUACUGUGACCAACAAACAAAGGUAUUCAGUUUUACUUAUGAUUAAUGUAUUGUUGGUCUUAUCAAGUGAGAGAUGUACUGUAGUGAUAUAUUGGUUAGUGCCUUGGAUUUCAGGUUCAGGGGUCUAGGUUUGAAUCCUGGCUGAGUCAUUGUGUUGUGUUCUUGGGCAAAACAGUCUACUUUCACUGUGCUUCUCUCUACCUAGGAGUAAAAAUUGGUACCGGCAAAUUUUCAAGGAAGCUUGAUGAAAUACUGGGGGGGGGCAACCUUGCUAUGGACCAUUCCAUUCUAUCGAGGGGCAAGUAGUCAUACUCCUAGUCACUUCAGGAAACAGGAAUAAGCUCUGUCUUAAGGGACAACUUGGCUUGGGAACAGACUUUGCUUUACUUAUCAAAAUCCUUUCCUUUUGGCUAAUAUGGCCUACCUUUUAUUUCUCACUCAAUAUGUUUUCCAUAGGGUUUUUGCUGGAACUGCAAAAGGAUGGUGGCAAAAUGGCUGAUGCAGCAACUCUUCUAUCAAUCUCAGAUUACAUUCACUUAGUCCUUAUUAAAACAGAUCCAUCAGGUGACACAACAUUGAUUGGUUCGCAUUUCCUUCCAUGGAGAGACAUUCUGUCUGCAGCAAAUGGAAGAUUAACAUCUGCCGUGGAAAUAAAUGGUGUAGGGGCAGAGGCUAAAGUGCCGAUGGGAAUACUAGAGAUUAAGUUUGAAAUAAUUCCAAGGUUGAGUCAGGUGAGGUUAGACAUGUAUGUGCAUGAACAGCUGUUUUCAUUUCUUUUACUUGCAUAUCAUCAGCAGGUCAAAACAUGAGUUGUUUUAGUUAAUGGUCAGAACAUUCUUUUACAGGAGAAAACAAAGCUCUAAAAUUGGUCUCUCUCAAAACAUGUGGCUUGGUACAUAGCUGGUAGAAGUGCCUUGAUGGUAUCUGGGAGGCACAGUGCAUCCCAUGAAAGCCUGAUUUUUGUCAGACCUCUUUGUCUCUGAGUUCUUUAAUUACAGUUUCACAUGCAAGGACUGUUUGUCUCCAAAAACAUGCUAUAAAGAAAAUACUUUGGUUUCAAAAUUUCAGAUCUUAACAAAAGAGGUAAUCUCAGCACAAGUAAACUUGGAACACUCCAGAAUAGCAGAAAGAGAGAGACUUUUCUUGGUAUAUGCAAAACAGUGGUGGAAGGAAUUUCUACAGAUACGUGCCUCUCAUAGUAACAGACUUGUGAAGAUUUUUGCUCAAGAUGAGUGUGGUACCAAUCGCCCUGUCUGCUCAUUUGUGUGUCCUCUCCGCGCAGGGAGAUUACUUGAUAGCCCUCGGCAGGCUGCCAGGUUUGUCAGUCUAUUAGGGUAUGAGCAUACGCCAUCUGUUGGUGGUGGAAGGGCAGAGAUGUGGAGCAGUUUGCAUGCAUUUCUCUGCAAAGGAAAAGGGGUAAGUAAUGGAUUAAUAAGUUCAAAGAAAUGGAAUUUUAAUGAACAAAUUUAGGAAUAAAAAAUGUUGCUAUUUAUCAACCAACAAUACCAGAAGUGUAUCAAUUUCAAUUUUUUUGUCUGCUUUGUUUUGAUUUGAUUUUCAUCAGAAAGAAUGUACUUUGCUGUAAUGUUUGCUUCUAAAAUGUGGUGAAACAUCAUGAUUGUGAUGAUAUUACUACUUCAAGGAUUGUGAGGAUCAUGCAGUUCUGUUGUGCAGUCUUCUUCUGGGUUUUGGCCUCAAUGCAUUUGUCUGUGUGGGCACCAAGGGAAAAGGUGCUGCCCAUACCUGGGUUAUGACAAUCAGCCCUGAGGGAGAAGUCACCUUUUGGGAGAGUUUGACAGCUCACAGGUAUUGUUUCAUUUGAGUAUUAAAAAUUUCUUGAUUGUUAAUGACACUCAUGGUGCCUUCCUCCUACCAGAAAAGUAGGGAGGUGCCAGCAAACUUUCUCUUUGUGAUUAAGUCAACUCAGAUUACCUGAACUUUACAGGAAAAUGGACAAAUGUUUGAGUUAUUGUGUAAGGCCUCUUUUCUAGGCACAGCUCUCUGUGGAAAAAGUUAUUUAAAUCCCCAAAAAUUGUGUUGUGGAUGACCUGAAGGGAUACAAUACUUACUUGGAGCUCACCGGAGUUUCGAAAUUUCGAGUUCCUGAAGAUAAAAUUGCAGUAAAUGUGUGAAGGAAAUCCAUGGGAAAUUAAAUUUGAAUCAGGAAUUUGAAUUUGGGGGGUUCAUACCAUCCAUUUGGAAAUCACCGGUGAUUUCAGGAAAUCUGACUGGCUCUCAGCAGUGCAAUCUAUUCACGAAUCGUACGAUUUUUUUCUCUUAAUGACAUAUUUUUCGCAGCUAUAUGAUUUCUUAGAAAAAGUUGCACUCCACCUAGUUCAAUAACUGUUUCAAAAUAUCGGAGUACAUGUUAAUUGAAAUUCAGGGGAACAUAUUUUGAAUCCGGUUUGCACGAGGUCCGAGGUAGCGAGAGAUUUACCAAUCUGAUUAUUGUGGCUUUGAUUUUAGUGAAACCUACCAUCUCACAUAAUCUUUUUAUCUUGCAUUUUCUUGGACAGAUACGCUCACCGCCCAGUGAACCCUGAUGACCCCCCAGCUCUCAAACAGUCCCGCCCUGAUCAUCCUUACAGAACUGUAGGGUGUGUUUUUAAUCAUCGCACCUUUUACGCAAACAGUCAGGUUAGAAAUCAAAUCACAGCUUGGGAGUAACUCAUCUGACUAUUGUCAAUUGUCUAGAAAAAGUCCCGCCACCAUCUCAACCAAUCAGAUGCGAAAAACGUAAAAUCAAUCGCGACGUAGUCACUCAAGUUUUCCCGCUUUUCGAGCAGUUUUAACUCUGACGUCUUAAAGCGCUUUUGAUUACGUGUUGUAAAACCAAAAACCAAUUAAAUGUAUCCAGGACUGCCAAUCGAAAGAGAGGAAAGUACCUUUAAAAGUAAAACAACCGAACUGCCUACAGCGCGGGAAAAAUGCUGGCGACUACUUUGUGAUUGAUUCUGAUGGGUUGAUAGCGUGGUGCAAGUUUUCUGGGCAAAUCACAGAGCGAAGGAAAGCGAUGCCAAUGCAAUAUCGGAUUACUUUCGACAUUUGAAUGAAAUUGCGCUGUAGGCACGUUGUAAUAUUUGCCUUCCUUGGUAUUGGCUGUUGAGUGUUGAGAUUAUUUUGGGUUGCACACACGAGCCAACUUUUUCCUUUCUUCAGGUCACCAGCGCACCAGACUUUUUUCUUUUGCGCAUUUCAACUGCUGUGUCGACAUGUUUUGUGAAUUCGCAUACACAGGAAAGUUUGGGUCUUGGAGAAGUUGCAGUACCACUAUGUAGAAAACUGGUUUGCCUUGAAAAGAGUUACAUGACAUUGAAUGAACUUCUGCAAUGCUGCAAAUCUUUCUUUCAUAAAGAAAUAUGCCCAGAAUAUAACACUGCCGCUAAUGUGAUUUUUAAGCAUUCUUUUGAGAAUGCAGUAUGCAUAUCGUGAUGUAAUAUUGAAUAACGAUCACUGCAAAAUUAUUUUCAGCCAACAGAUUCUGUUGAAGUUUGUCAAUUUGAACUUCAGAAUGAAGCUCGGUGGAAGUGUAUGAGCGAAGAGGCGUUACGAUCCGUGUGUGGGCCUAAAAUAUUGGUAAAUAAAUUUCUACGUUUUUCCUCAUACGCGAUUUGCCGUCCCUGUUGUUUUUCUCAGUCGUUAGUCAUUCUUGCUUCUUUUUUCCUCUCAUCUAAUCGUUUGGUGUUUUUCUGGCGUAACAAACUAACAUUGUUAAGUUUUACCCACAUCCCAAAACUGGCUCUAAAUAUAGGCUGGACUAAAGUAUAUGGUCUUUCUUAUCGCAGCCCAGCGGCCCAGUCUUCCCUCCCCUGUAUCCUUCUGGUGUUGACUCAUCCCUGGUUAGUAAUGACAUGGAGCACGAGCUAAGGAGCUUGGUAACGGAUCAUAGAAGGGUAAAAUUAUGAUUUAGAUUUAAAUAUCGCAACGGUCACUUUGAAUACACGGGCUUUUCUCUUGGAUUAAUUUUGGAUGCCAGUCUUAUUUGCACUGUUCUGUCUAAUGUGGGUAUCGAUCACUCUUUAUACUUGUGAAAUGGACGCACCAGCUACUUUCUUCCGCAGUAGUUCUUUGAGAUGUCACACAACGCUUCCCCACUCCCACUCCGUAUAUAAGCGUUGGGUAUAAGAGGGGCGUUGCGUGACAUUCAAAGAUCGGCUGUGACGGAAACAACGCAUGAGUCUGAUGUUUGGUGAAUUUCUCAUAAUGCUUUAGGAUUUGGGCUUAAACACUGCAUGGGAUGACGAGUUGAGUUACAUUCUCACACCGGCUCUCGCUGCUUAUGAAUUGGAGCACAGCACGGGUGUUUCCGCCGGAAAUGAAGAGUUUCAACAAGCCAUAAGACGAGCAAUUCCUGACGGUCACACUUUCAAAGGGUUUCCCAUCCAGUUUGUGCAUCGUAACGCAAGACGGGCAUUUGCCACGUGUCUGAGGUAAAUUGCGUUUAAUUUAUAACUCAUAUGUUUGUGAGGCCCCUAGAAGUCUGGCUUUUUCCGUGAAUACAGGCCAGGCCAAAUGGCAUUUAACUCAAUUUCUUCCUGCGAAAAACAGAUAAACAGGUUGUUUGCAUGUUUUACUAAGAUCUCAAAAUUUAUCUCUGAUGUCCUUUGUUUUUCGUCCCAUGUUGAAAAGACCCAACAGUAAAAAACAUCCCAUUGAACCCAACAAAUGCAAACGUUUUCCCUUCGUUGUGUAAACGGCUGAGAGACAGUACGCAAAAGAUCAUAUCUUGCUGUUUUGCCUUCCUCAUAAACUUUUUCCAGAAUCCUCAAAUCCUAACCUAACCUAACCUAACCGUUCGCGAACCUUGUGGCUCGAAUAUUAUUCCUGCGGCAUACUUCUUCGGCCUGAUUUGAACUUUUUUUCGAACAACUGUAAAAAGGGGUAAAAAUUAUGUCUUUCCCAGGUCACCGGUAUGUGAAGAGAUCAUUUGCUGCCGCGGUGAUCACGUGAGAUUGGCAGUUCGAGUCCGAGUGUUCACCUACCCAGAAGGCGCUUGCGCAGUAUGGAUCAUGUUCGCUGUCAGAUAUCGAUCAAUUUUGUAGAUAAAAUGAGAUUAUAAUUUUAGUUUUUAAAUAAGGCACUUAGUCAUCCACCACAAUUUAACUCCCGAGGCGCCUCAAGUCUACGACUUGAUAUCUUCUGGCCGGGCCAGCCGUGUUUAGACUGCGGUUUUCUUGGAACACGGGCUCUUAUUACAGCUGGAAAUGGAAUCGACAGAGCCUUGGUUUCGCUAGAGAGGGCAACUUGUCUUACCAUUUAUUCCUUUUAUCGGAGAGAAAAGGAUAUCAACCGCUCAACUACGGAAUGGCUUCUUUGUCUCGGAAAAACUAACCAUAAACUUGUUAUUUAUUUAUUAUUUCCUCCGCUUUGUCUUGUCUUUUUACCGAACAAACUUUACGGAAGGAGAAACGGCGAGAGGAGAAAAGUUUUCCAACUCAUUUAACACGAUAGGUGAAUCUCUGUUGACAAGUAUCUCCAUAUUUCCAUACACGUUUCUUUCCCUGAGAGAAUGACAAAGUCAGUUCCGAAUCUUUUAAAAGCCAUAAAACAGAUACCACCUGCAUAAUUUGUUUUUUGUUCAGAGCGAUGCUAUGAGGUUAAAAUUAUAAUUUUAAGAAUAUAUAGACCCAUUAACACUGGUAACAACCAGAAUGACUGAUAUCCAUAAGCAUUAUGAACCUAGAGCUGAAUUUUACGACUGCUAAGUAAGUAAAACGUUUCCUGUAAAAUCAUUCUAUUCUAAAAAUGAUUCCGUUUUUAAGUUCCAGUUCAGAUGUCGUGCCCCCUUCGUGUCGAACUUAAUUCAGCAAUUAAGUUCGAUAAAAGCGCGGUAGAAGCACAGUGUCUGAAUGAAACUUUUUAAUUAAGUUCGGCGAAGCAAUCAAGUUCGACAAGCUUCUCCGUGCUACACGAUCCUGACAGGAAAGCGACUCAAACAUCAUGCCUCUGCCUAGCCAAACAACAUUCAUAUAUUAUAUCUAAUGCAUUUUGGUAGGAUUGUCACGUAGCUUCAGUAAAUCCUGAAUUUCGUACGACUCUAGCCAGAUGUCUAAAUUGGAGUCGUGCUUCUGCCGUGCUACGGUCAAACAUAAUUACAGAAAGUUCGGCACAGCAGAAGUACGACGCCUGAACUGGACCUAAGUCGCUUUGUAAACUCGUGACGAGUGAAAUUGAGACAAUGACGUCAGUAGAAUUCGCCUCAAGCUGGUACUGGUAAUGAUUUCCCUACACGCUUAUCGCUGCUUAUUGGAGGAAAACGUUUUUAAGACAUUAUGGCAUAAUAAUACUCCCUGGCGCCUCUAGGUAACCAGAGAUCAGUCACAUUGUUGACUGAAACUUGAGUUAAGCUCACUUCUAGACAAAUUGUGUCUGUGUAUUGAAUAUGUAUAUAGUUCAUGAAAAUAAAACAGAAAUGUCGUCCC
Pocillopora meandrina is the source of this 7867-nucleotide messenger RNA. Lineage: Eukaryota; Metazoa; Cnidaria; Anthozoa; Scleractinia; Pocilloporidae. The record is from the annotation of a GenBank genome assembly.